This is a messenger RNA of Oryzias melastigma (Indian medaka), 2403 nucleotides long. RefSeq names its product profilin 2 (gene pfn2b). The record is from RefSeq and is a predicted model, not a curated record. NCBI's taxonomy places the organism in Eukaryota, Metazoa, Chordata, Actinopteri, Beloniformes, Adrianichthyidae. The transcript is spliced from 3 exons. Bases 238 to 657 code for a protein of 139 amino acids. Gene Ontology annotation, biological process: positive regulation of actin filament bundle assembly; regulation of actin filament polymerization; actin cytoskeleton organization. Gene Ontology annotation, molecular function: actin binding. Gene Ontology annotation, cellular component: cytoplasm.
CUAGGCGGAGUGAUUUAGAGAGGACUACACCCAAGCGCCUGUCUGAUUGUAGCGGCUUCUUUUCGUUGCCUAGACUAGAAGAAAGCCGGGACGUGAACGAGUUGGGCAGGGUCUUGAUUGCUGGAGGCCCAUUAACAGCCGGAAAGUCACUCUCUUCGCAGUUUCUUUUUGCCGUUCAAGGGGCGAUUCGGAUUCUUCUAGCGUCCAUUUUAAUCUUGUAGUAGCAAUUUCACAAACAUGUCCUGGACUAGCUACGUGGAAAACCUGAUGGCUGAUGGCAGCUGCCAGGACGCGGCCAUUGUUGGGUAUACGGACUCAAAAUACGUCUGGGCUUCGCAUCCUGGUGGCACGUUUGCCAACAUUACGCCUGUGGAAAUCGAGGUGUUAAUAGGACAGGACCGGUCAACAUUUUUCACAAAUGGGCUGACCUUAGGCGGUAAGAAGUGCUCAGUAAUCAGAGACAGCCUCUGCAUUGAUGGUGAGUGGACAAUGGACAUCAGGACAAAGAGUCAAGGAGGGGAGCCAACAUACAAUGUUUCCAUAGGCCAAGCAAAACAAGCAUUGGUUCUUGUCAUGGGGAAGGAAGGUGUCCAUGGAGGAAAGCUCAACAAGAUAGCAUUUUCGAUGGCAAAGUACCUGAGGGACGUUGGAUACUAAAGCAGCCAGUACCCAACUACUUAACAGUUCACCCUUGCCACCCUGUUGCAUUCACACUACUUCCAGACCUAGUUUGUAGUCCUUUUUUUCCACCCUUCCCUCCUCUUCAACCCUUUCAGUUAUUCCUGAUUGUUAUUAUAUUCCUUAAAUUCUGUUUUUGCCUCAAAACUUUGCGCUUUUGAUUUCUGAAAGAAAGAAAACCUUUGGGCACUCUUAAGUUGAUCCAUAGCAGAAAUUAGCAUGUCUAAAACAAAAAUGAUGUCAUGAAAAUCUUUACCUGUACCAAUGAAGACCAGCAAAAAAGACCAUUGCAGAACACUUGGUAAUGAAGGCUAUAGUGUCAAAUUGAAGUACAUCUUCCUUUUUUUCAAUAUUUUUCAGCUUUCACUUGAUCAUCUGACACUCCCUAUCUGAGCAGCCAAUGCUUUUAGAGUACUUAACACGUCUUCCUACUCUCAUCCAGAAGGGAAGACUACAUAUCUUAGACCAGCGUUUCCCAACCCUGGUCCUCAGGGCACACUGUCCUGCACACUGUUUUCCAUGUUGCUCUGCUUAUGCACACCUGAUUCAGCUCAUCAUCAGACUCAGCAGAAGCCUGACAAUGAUGGUCAUCAGAGGCAGGUGUGUUUGAGCAGGGUUGGAUUAAAAAAUGCUGGACAGUGUGCCUUGAUGACCAGGGUUGGGAAACACUGUCUUAGACCACUAGCAUCCCAAGCCAAAUUGUUUCUUCAUCCACGACAAACCUCACUGCAACCUUUCAUCAAACACUACCCAGCAUGCACCUUUUUUUUGUAGAGCUUUUUAAGGGGAGUUGACUUUGAUUAACUCGCAUCAUGGACAUGCUGACAUCCACGCCCCCUCUUCAGCAUCAUCAGUACACAAACCCAUGGACAUUCCACAGUUUCUAUCGCUCAGGCACUUACAACUAUUGUUUGCCACUUUUUUUUUUUUUUUUAAAGCUGCCAUUUUUUUUGAUAAAUAAUCCCUGCACACAACUAUGUUGUCCACAAAAUAAAUACCAUUUCCUUUCUUUAUAGGACCAAGUGUAGUCACAGUUGUGUGUUUAUACAAUUGCUCUAGAUCAGGACUAAUUCCUGCUGAAGGAUGUGGUACAAACAAGAAUUGAAUGGUUAAAACGAUCAGCCUACGGGGUAGGUAAAGGGUGAGGGAAGUUGAAAAAUGUUGUCUUUAUAGUUUAGAAAAAUGAUUGCAUUUGUACAAACCCUCGCUGUGUUGACAACUACAUAACUGUGGAAUAAAUUGCCUUCUACUUUAUAGUCAGCUGAGCUUUUUGUCACAUGGUCUGUCCAUGCUCAGUACUGCUAACUGUAACGUCCAGCUGAAAACUAACCUAAAAGUAGAGCCCACACUCGCUGGAUUAGUCCAAACAAAGACACUCAUGGUUGUUGAAGUAUAAUUGCAGAACUUGUGUAUCCUGUGCCAUAUUGUAAAGAUCUGUUGUGGGAUUACUUUCACCCACUCUUCACUACAAAGUUGAUUCAUCUGUACUUUUACUUUGUUCUAGCUUCUGCUCCACUGUUUAGGCCUUUGGGACAUAUGUACUCAUUUAAAUGACAAAAAGUCCUGUUUCUCUUUUGUUCAUUCUCUUUACUCACCAUUUUUUUUCUUACAUCUGGGAUACAGUCUUUAAUGCAUCUGGUUUCAUAUGCAUCAAGCAAAUGCCAUAAAUUGAUUUAUCACCUUGUUUACAGACAGAUCAAAUAAAUUUAUUCCAACAAGAAACCA